AGCGUCGACGCCACCAUGCCUGGCCACGUCAUCAAGAGCACCGGGCCCGACCCCGACCCCACCGAGUUCCUGUUCGUCUCCUUGGAACAGAAGCGCAUCGACCAGACCAAGCCUUACGACCCGAAGAAGUCCUGCUGGGUUCCUGAUGAGAAAGGUGGCUUCCAUGAAGGUGAGAUCCAAGGGACCAAGGGCGAUUUGGUUACUGUUUCCAUCCCUGGCGGUGAGAUCAAGAAUUAUAAGAAAGACCAGGUCGCUCAGGUCAAUCCUCCCAAGUACGAGAAAUGCGAGGACAUGUCCAAUCUGACUUACCUUAACGAUGCUUCCGUCCUGUACAACCUGAAGACCCGCUACCAGGCCAAGCUCAUCUACACCUACUCCGGCCUUUUCUGCAUCGCCGUCAACCCCUACAAGCGUUACCCCAUCUACACCAACCGCACCGUCAAGAUCUACCAGGGCAAGAGGCGCAAUGAGGUGCCUCCCCAUCUCUUCGCCAUCUCCGACGGCGCCUACAUGAACAUGAUUCAAG
Molecule: messenger RNA, 526 nt
Organism: Penaeus vannamei (Pacific white shrimp)
Lineage: Eukaryota; Metazoa; Arthropoda; Malacostraca; Decapoda; Penaeidae
Source: RefSeq, a predicted model, not a curated record